This is a messenger RNA of Procambarus clarkii (red swamp crayfish), 4479 nucleotides long. RefSeq lists its product as uncharacterized. Lineage: Eukaryota; Metazoa; Arthropoda; Malacostraca; Decapoda; Cambaridae. The record is from RefSeq and is a predicted model, not a curated record.
CAGAGCCUCCUUCCGUGUAUAACAAUCAGUCACAAUCCACCAACCGGACGUCUACCACCUUCCCUCCGCGUCUCCUGGUGACCCGUUAUACACAGCGGUCUCUUACUCCAGGUCACCUCCCUCGCGCUCCCGCCUUUAUUACGCCCUGAAAACUCAUUUAAUGAAAUCCUAAAUAACUGGAAGUGGUUCCGGAGACCAUCGGGCCGUGCCCUCGGGCUCUCAAUAAGUCGCACCUGAUAUUGUCGAGGUGAGUGUCUGAGGCGUGUGCCGUGAGCCCACCAUGGUGUGUGUGACCCACCUCCUGCAGCUGCUGCCUCUCCUCCCGGUGCUCGCCCCACCGCCCACCCACGCUAAGUUCUACAUCGGACGGUACAAAACGGUACUGCAGCACACUGAGGCCGCCAAUGACGCCGGCCAUGCGAGGAACUUACCAUACAUGAUGCACCCUGACGAGGCGGAGGGCAAGAUGGCGGUCAACAGGAGAAUCAACAAAGAAGGGCGGGCGCAGACACCGCCCUGGUGGAACACCCGCCCUGCACCACACCAUCACAACUUCCGGCCUCCAACAAUGUUCGGUUUCUACCCAAAUAACUACGGAAACCAGAACAACGGUUACAGUGGUCUUCAGAACAACGAUAUAAAGUAUGUUGUGCCGCCUUUCACUCCGGGAGGUUACGUCCAUGUUGCACUUCAGUUCUGGAUCCCAAUCAGCAUCGGCGGGUUCUUGGUGAGCAGCCGUGACCUGACAACCGCAUUCAAGUCACCAAACCCCACCGCUUACAUCACCAAGCUCUUCCUCAAGCACCUGACCACCAAUUCAAGUGAUAUUCUUGGCGGCCUAGAAGGCCCACUUGUAGAAAAAGGAGUUCAAAAUUUCCUAGAUUGGGUCCUGCCUUACCUUGACCAUUUUACUGGCAGAGACAUCAACACUAUAGAAGCAUUCAAGUUUUCAGACGUCGAUGAGAACAAACUAAACUCAAGACAGAAGAGGAGCUCGGAGGACUCUGAAGACGGCUGGGUUACCAUAGGCGAGGAGCAGACAACAGCGACGCCAACAGCUCCUCUACUGAGCCACGGGUCAUCAUCCCUGGGACCAGCUGGCCAGGGACACAACGACAGAGUUCUGUGGGGCGGUGGCCAUCUUCUCUCCCACAAUGACAUUCUCAACUCAGACGACAAAGUUACGCCAAGUCUAGAUUUUGGUGCUCCAAUCGACACGCGCCGCUACCCACGUCCGCGGCCAUCUUUUUCUCACCCAGCCUCUUAUCAUCCUUAUUCUUCUUCAUAUCCUCCAUCCUCUGACUAUCCUUCCUCGUCGGAUAUCAGCCCUCCCUUCCAGCUGACGUCCUUCGACGACAUCCCAUCGGGAGGUACAGGAGCUAAGAGAGACCUUGACGUCAGUACCCGCCUAUCCCGCCUGGACUAUCUCUUCACUAACCUUCACCUGGACCACGAAGAAUGCCGUCGACGAGUAUUAUGCGAGGUUUCUCGGGAACCUGACACAUUUGACCCGCUCUCUGGCAUGAUUAAUGGGGAGACUAGGUUCCCAGGAGAUGCCCAGGAGCUAAGUCGCACCUUGUUGAGGACCGCAGAAGGAGCGAGGCUCCUUUCAUACAUCGAAGCUGUCAAGACUGGGGAAGAUCGGUCACAAGAAUGUGAUGUGUAUAGAUACAGGUGCAGGAUGCGGGCUCGAGAGGUCAUUAACACGGACAUCUUGCCAAUCUGGAGAGAAGUUGUUCGGUGGCUCACAGUCAAGGUUCUUACUCAAGACACCUCACUCCGCUGAUUCAGAGGUCAACCAACAUAGAUCAAACUAGAAUAACCUCCAUCAUCGAGAUCAGUGGUUCUUACCGUGGGUCAAAUGGCAUCUUAUUGCCCUCUCUACUGAGUGCAUGUUUCAAGGUGGCUCUUCUGAGUACUGUAUAUAUUUCAAGAUGGCUCUAGUGUGUAUAUGUUCCAAGUUGGUUCCAGUGUAAUAGUUUAUUGAAACUACACUUUCUUAUUAUGGCAUAUAUAUAUAUAUUACUGUAUUCAAUUUUAGAAAUAAUUUAUUAUGGAUGGUAUAGUAUGGCACUGGAACUGGUGCUGUUUCUAACUUACCAUUAUGAUCUGGGGCUGGCUGGCUGGGUGGUGGUGGUACACACUUACUGUCUCUAGCUGAACACUGGUUAACAGUGCAUGUCCCAACACUAGUAAGUGCAUGUCUACCCCCCCAACCUUGUAGAAUCACAGAAAAUCCCAACACUGCAGAAUCACAGAACACUACUUGUCCCAAUGUAGAUUCACAGUUUUUACUUCAGCACUACACAGCCACAGUACCUAACACUCAUAAUCACCCUUUCCACCACCACCUGUAGGAUAGUUUAUAUAGGUCCAUAAUAAACAAAACAAAAUUAUACCAAGCAGACUAAAACCAUUGUUAUGUAACAAGUUGUUUUCCUCAGUAUUUUUAGGACAUAAUUUUAUCACAUUUGUACUAGAAACAAAUAUUUCCAGGAUCAUUAUAUAUAUAUGUUGAUGUGCAAUAUCUUGUUACUGCUUUAAAAGUUUGCCGUUUUUUCAGUGCAUUUAUUUUUUGUUCUAUGUAACAUUAACUACUGCACAUUUUUUUGUAUAUAAUAUGUAAACUUAUUAUGCAACUACUGUAGGAACUUGACAAAUGUUCCUCCAAUUCUCAAGAAAAGUGGUAAUAUGUAUAUUGUCACUUUAUUAUAAAAAAAAAGUUCCUUUAUAAUAUGAAGGAACACACAGGCUUUACCUGGAAUAACAUGACAGUCAUGAAUACUAAAUCGAUACAUUAAACUAGAGAAAGAUAAAAAGAUUUUUGUUCAUCCUGGAGCACAGUCAAGUAUACUGAAAUGUGCCCAUAUUUAGUAUCUAUACAAAAAUUAGAUUUAAGCAAAGAUAAAACAGACAACAGCCAGAAUGUAUUGUAUGUUCAUUAAUAUGCUUGUUCUAUGUUGCCUCUGAAGCAUUAACAAUACUCUACCUCAAAUGGAAAAAUGGUUGUAUUUACUAUAUUUGGAGUGAGUAAUUAUCAAAAGACAGCUCAAAGCUGGGGAGACUGUACCACCAUCCCAGUGUUUUGGGAUAUUCAAAAGGUGCUAAAUAUUACUGAGGAUGCCAAUAUGAGAACAAAAGCACAUAAGGUGAGCAAUAUCAAAGGUAUCAGAUUCACCAAGGAUUUUGUUGAGGGACAUUAGGAAAGCAAGACACACGAUAGUCCUGAAAAUCAGGACAUUCCACAAGGUGCAAAACUAAGUGUGACAAUGCAGUUUGGAUAGUAAGAAGCCGGCAUCAUUCCAUUAAACGUCCACGAGUUAAGCGUGAAUGGCAAAUACGUAACUUAGCCGAAGCCAUUUCCCAUCAUCUAUUACGGUGGUAGGAGGAAGGCCAAGAAAUGUUAAUUUUGAGAGUGCAGUUUAUUAUUAUAUACCUGUAACUUCAGACCAGUGACCCUGACAGCAGUCGUGGAUUGAGGAAUUAGUGAAUAAAUUAGUCCGAAUAAAGAAUGCCUUUCUUUGGAAAUAGGACAAGUGAGGGACAGCCUCCUUAGCAGCAGUAUCCGCAUGUUGAUUGAAGGCAACACCAAUAUGGCUGCGAACCCAGCAAAACUCAACUGUUUUAAAUCUGUUAGAGAUAAGAAAUAGCUAAUGUUGCAUUUAGACUACCACAGGAUGCAUAGUGUUAAAUGACUCCAAGAUUGCAUAAAGUUCAGCUGUGAAGAUGCUAGUCUUCGGAGGCAGACGGCACAUAUAGGUUUGGUCAGGGAGGACAACAGAGUACAGGAGUCGUUCCUGACCAUCGCAAGACGGCAGGAAAGACAGCAGACUUAGACCAAUCUGUGAAGAGGGCAAAGGAGCAAGAGUGAAAAGAAAGGUGUUAAAGGAAAAAGCGUUUCAGAACCGUAGCAGGGGUAGAAGCCUUUACCUUGUGGGUCAAGGUCUUGCUAAACUUUGCAAGUGGAACCUUCCAUGGGGGUAAAGAUGAAAUACUAGGAGAGAGAAUGCUAAUAUGAACUGGGGGAAUCUUGCAAGCGUGACAUCCAUACAGAAAAAAAGGUGGUGAAAGGGAAGAGCCCAUAUGAGGGAUAACAGUCUAAGCACAACAUAAAACGAGAGUGAGGAUGUUGCAGGGACCGCACAAGGUAGUGAAGGCAGUAACGAUCAUGACAAUCCUGUAGACACAGGACGCAGGUUCCAGCAUACAGAUUCAGGGUAUGUAGACACAGGACGCCGAUUCCAACAUACAAAUUCAGGGUAGAUGAACGAAAGGUACCCGAGCUGAGGUAUAACUCAUUAUGAAAGAGCAGCAAGAUGAUGAUGAGUUGCAGAGGCGGAGUAGUAGGCGGAACUACCAUAAUCCCCAUGGGAUUCAGUCCCUGUGGUACGUAAAACACUCGCCCGACACUUCACGAGCACUCUGGCCUGGGUUUGUAUCCUGGCCAGGGAGGAGUGACUGGGUGCCAAUCCUCAACUG